GAAGGCCCCAAGUUAAUGAGGCGAGCGCCGGCCGCCGAGCGCCUCUCGGAGCUGGGUUUUUCCCCGCGGCGCGGGCGCCAGGAGCCGCCUUUUCCGCUGGGUGUCACUCGGGGGUGGGGAGGGUGGCCCAUUGAAAAGCGCCGCGAGGGGGCCCGGCCAGUGCCCUUCAGUGAGCGCUCGCGGGAGGACGGCGGAGAGCAGCCUGCUCGCGGCUCCGGGAUCUUGUGGCGCUUCAGGACGCGGCUGUCCCUCUGCCGGGACCCCGAGCCGCCGCCGCCGCCGCCACUCUGUCUCCUGCGAGUCAGCCUCCUCUGCGCGCUCCGGGCGGGCGGCCGCGGAAGCCGCUGGGGCGAGGACGGCGCGCGGCUGCUACUGCUGCCCCCAGCCCCAGCGUCUGAAAACCUCAAGGCCGAGCGGAGCAGCUGCACCCCUUAUGCCGGAAGGAUGCUGGAGAGCAGCGGCUGCAAGGCGCUGAAGGAAGGAGUGCUGGAAAAGCGUAGCGACGGGCUGCUGCAGCUCUGGAAGAAAAAGUGCUGCAUCCUCACCGAGGAAGGGCUACUGCUCAUACCGCCCAAGCAGCUGCAACAGCAGCAGCAGCAGCCCGGGCAGGGGACAGCCGAACAGUCCCAACCUAGUGGCCCCGCCGUCGCCAGCCUUGAGCCACCGGUCAAGCUCAAGGAAUUGCACUUUUCCAAUAUGAAGACUGUAGACUGCGUGGAGCGCAAGGGCAAGUAUAUGUACUUCACUGUGGUGAUGGCAGAGGGCAAAGAGAUCGACUUUCGAUGCCCCCAGGACCAGGGCUGGAACGCGGAGAUCACGUUGCAGAUGGUGCAGUACAAAAAUCGUCAGGCCAUACUGGCGGUCAAGUCUACGAGGCAGAAGCAGCAGCACCUGGUCCAGCAGCAGCCUCCGCAAACGCAGCAGAUCCAGCCCCAGCCCCAGCCCCAGCCGCAGAUCCCGCCUCAACCUCAGCCCCAGCCGCAGAUCCAGCCCCAGCCCCAGCCCCAACAGCUCCACUCCUACCCUCAUCCCCACCCUCACCCGCACCCGCACCCACACCAGCACCCGCACCCGCACCCUCAUCCACACCAACUCCAGCACGCGCACCAGCCUCCUCACUCGCAGCCGCACGGCCACCGGCUUCUCCGCAGCACCUCCAACUCUGCCUGAAGAGGGCGGCACCCGGGCCGCUCAAGGUUUUGAGGACUUCGGGAAGUGGCACGCGUGCGUUGCUGUUGUGUUCACCUGGGAUCAAAAUCAAGUCUCCCCACCCCGUGCCAGAUCAAGUAGCUCGGACAUCACCCGACUGACAACUUGCUCGCAGUUCCUCUUAGUUUUCUGCAUAAUCUUCACCACAGUGCAGGAAGCAAUUUUGAGUCAAGAUGACUUUAUUUAUGAACCUUCGGAAGGAUCUUCUAACGCAGUGGACCUUGUAGGAGAAAUUUAUGUACUGUAAUUUUAUUUUUAAUGUAUUUUGGUUUAUGAUUAUUUAUUAGUUUUUUUUUAUGCCUGUACUAAGACAUUUCUGAAUGUAGGCCACCCCCCCUCCCCCAAUGAAACUUUAUUUUCAGAAACCUAUUUCCUAGUAAGCCCUAAUCUUGGAGAAGAAAAAGGAACAGGUUGGUGGAGGGGGCAAACAUAAAAACUGAUUCAUCCGUAGGGCACUCUCAGAAAGUCGACUCUUUCAUUGUAUUUGAAGAGGUUGAAAUUAAAUUCUGAUAUUACUUUCA
Messenger RNA from Psammomys obesus (fat sand rat), 1730 nucleotides. It is a transcript of the gene Phlda1, whose product is annotated as pleckstrin homology like domain family A member 1. The coding region runs from base 16 to 1170 and encodes 384 amino acids. Lineage: Eukaryota; Metazoa; Chordata; Mammalia; Rodentia; Muridae. Gene Ontology annotation, biological process: positive regulation of apoptotic process. Gene Ontology annotation, molecular function: phosphatidylinositol phosphate binding. The record is from RefSeq and is a predicted model, not a curated record. The transcript has 2 exons. Gene Ontology annotation, cellular component: nucleus.